UUUACAAAUGAGAGCAAACUUUUACCAGGACUGGUUUGGAUGCAUCGGACGCUUUCUGUAAGUCUUAGGAGUGUAGGAAAAACCAACAACUUUUAUUAAGUUUAUGGGUGGCAACAGUGUAAAAUAAUACAUUGUCAAUCCUACAUUGUUUUGAGUUGAAUCGCUUAAUUGUUGUAUUGGAAGAGCUUUUGCAAUGAAGAGACAAAUGGGAAGGUAUUUAAUUCCUACGUGUAAACCAUCAAAAGAUGAACUUAAACUCCAGAAACAUCAACACCUUUUUUUAAAUCAAGAUGUGCCACAUCACCACCCAAACCAACACAACUCCAGAAGAUCAUCUGGAAAUAACACAGAUCACCCUCAACACACUGGGGGGACUGAACCCCACAAAAGACAACUUAACACUCAUCCUACAGCAUUGAUAUCCAGCUUCUCAUCUUCCGCUUCUUCUUCUACAUCUUUGCUUUCUGAGUCCAGUUUGGAAAACGAUUGGCAUUUCCAGCUAAAAAAAUCCCAGCAUUCUGUGUCCUGUUCCAACCUCCCAGAGGCUAGGAUUUUUCUAGACGAUGCUUUAAGGAACUCAGAUUUUAAUCUAAGUGACUCAACAUUUUCUGUCCAACCUUAUCAACAGAAACAACAGUAUUUUGGUCAUUCUGAAAAGCAACAACAGGUCUCAGAGCUAGGACUAGGGAAAUCACCCCUAUACCGAAGCCAUAGCAAAAAUGUAGAGGAGCUUCUGCAGGGUGUAAGCCAAGAAUGUAGUCCUGUGGCACAUGGGACACCUGACCCAUUGGAGAUCGGCCAACUUUACAAAACUAUCAGCCUGGGACAAAACCUUGGUGUUAAUGAUAAGUCUGCUGCAACAGUAAACAUGACAAGACCAAAGAGGGCUGUCUCAUCUAUUCAGAUUCCAAGCAAGGGUAUUCUUAAAAACAAAGAUGGAGGGCCAAAGCAUGGAAACGUCCGGAAAGCCAAGUCUAUGGAAGCACUGUCCAGCAAGAGACAAAUAUCUGGUCCUUAUAAGCAGGGGUCUGUGGAGGCAUUUAGGUAUAACUUUGUAAAAGAGAAGAUAGAAUUCUCUGCCUUUCUAGAUGAGAUAACCAGGCAGGUAAUCAGACCCUCAAGACUCAACUCUUUCAGGCUUAAUCCCAACCCUACCCCACCAUCUCACAAGUUGUCACACGAAGGCCAAAGACAGCCUGGUAAAGCAUCCAACCAGGAACCAGAACACGUUCAGAAGUCAAACAAACAGCACAGUAUCCGGACUGUGAAAUCUGACAUUAAAAAAGGAAGAACAGAUUUAAAUAAUUAUGGUCAUAAAUGUAUAACCGGAAGCAUUUCGGGUACGCUAGAUCAACAUCAGCAACAACGCAGUCAAGCGAAGCAGCAGUCCACUCCUGAAAAUUAUAGCGCUACAGCACAUAAAGAGCCCCAUCGAAAAUAUAGCCAGCUCCUCAAUGAAGGUACCAGCACCAGUUCUGAGUCCAUUACACAGGUGAAACACUCUCAAGCUAAAAGUGAAUGGGGUAAUAAUGGUGGUGGUUGUAGAGAAGUUAAUUCUGAGAACAAUGCCUCAUCUCUGCCUGCUGGACUGGGCAUUGAGUUCACAAAAAAAUCCUCCAUGGUGAAUACCCCUAGCAUGGAGAAUAUCAACAGGCACAGAUAUAUGGGUUACAGGAGACACUCCAAACAAUCACACAGGGAUUCAGUGAGCAGCAUGGACAAAGCCCAAUUGCUGGAGCAGUACAACAGUGACUUGCAUGAGAAUUUGUUGCAGCUGGUGUCAUGCAUUGAAAACAUGGAGGCAGAGCUUCAAUUUACCAAGACAGAAUUAGGCAGUGUUAAAGAGAAUUGCAAAAGGCUUCAGGAGGAUUACCAAAGCUGUCAGCAGGCAAACAAUGUCCUGGAGCAAAAACUCCAGUCUGUGAUGGACAGCAUGAAUUCACAGCAGAAGGAUCACUUACACCGGAUUUCAGAGCUGAACAAACAGCUGGAAACAGGAAAACAUUUAAUCAUCUCACUGGAAGACAUUAAUAUUCCCUCAUUAAUUAAGGAGCUUUUGGACAAUCAUUUUGACUCUAAAGACGCAUUGAAGAACUUCUUAUUGUCCUCCUCAGCACGUAGUCAACCAGACACUGACAAUUCAAAUAAAACCUUAGGAGUUAGGGACAACCAAUCAUCUCCAAAGGAAAAGGAUGACAGGGUAUCUGUAGGGUUAGUUUCUAAGCAGGGAGAUUCAACUGACAGGCAGGAGCAUGUGGCAGCCUUUUGGCCAUGGGUAGAAGGUCAAGACCCUGGUGUUACAUUAAAAAAAGACAGAUGCAAGUGCCCACCUACAUACUAAAGCAGGGGAUUCCAACCUUCACUCUGCUGCUGUCGAUAUUAAUUUUGCCAUCUAUAGGCAAAUACCAGAUGCAAAGGCCAAAGUACAUGCCCCCGGAAUCACAAUGCAUGAUUUAGGCUUACAGACAGAAACACCAUCCAUCAGCAUGUUGGCCCAUAGGCCUGGUGAAGAUCUAAUCAGUACAGUUUCGAGGAGAUAAAAGGAACAGGAAAAUGGAGAGCAGAAGGAUGUGCAGGAAUUGCACAGCAGGAGUCUGAUGAGGUUACUUAUCUUACAGCACAGAAGAAUUUGGAUAAUUUUAAAAGCCAACUUCCUUCCUAGUAAAAGAGUCAAAGAAGAAGCAGAUGCAGAGAGAUCCUAAGGAGAGGGACUGGAUCAGAGAGCCUACAGAUGGGCUUUAGGCUGCUUUAUUUGCUUGAUUUAUGUUGGUCAAUUUAUUGAGACUGGUCUGAGUUAGGAAUAUAAUUAGACUUGAGGAUAGUGAUUUUGCGUACUUGACUUUGAUCUCAUAAACCAUGGUAACUAGUGAGUCAUUGAUAAAAAAAUUAAUUAUUAUUACAUAGAAAUGUAGGUUUUCUGGACACUGAUUUACAUUACAGAUCAGGGCUGAGAAGAAUUUUCAGUUAUAAUGAUUUUAAUUGUAACAAAUUAAGACAAAAUAACACAAAAAUGUUUUAUUUGGUGGUAAAAUGAAUUUCAUUCUUAACCCCUUGUUUCUCUUCUGUUAAAAUUUUUAUUAUUUUUUUCCUUUUUUCAUUGUUUAUUGCACAUUUAGUCAUAUAUAAAUGAAA
This is a messenger RNA of Silurus meridionalis, 3132 nucleotides long. RefSeq lists its product as uncharacterized. The record is from RefSeq and is a predicted model, not a curated record. The transcript is spliced from 7 exons. The coding region runs from base 194 to 2341 and encodes 715 amino acids. NCBI's taxonomy places the organism in Eukaryota, Metazoa, Chordata, Actinopteri, Siluriformes, Siluridae.